AUGGCUCUCCCAGACGUUGAGAUUGAGCCCUCCAAGGCUACCACCUACUUCACCCCCGCGCAGUGCCCGGCCGCAGGCACAGCCGCGAACCCGCAGACGAGCGGCAAUGCGAUCCCCAAGCUGUAUACGCCGCUCAAGGUGCGCGGCGUGACGUUCCAGAACAGACUUGGUCUCGCCCCCCUGUGCCAAUACUCCGCCGAAGACGGGCACAUGACCGACUACCACAUCGCACACCUGGGCGGGAUCGCACAGCGCGGCCCCGGACUCAUGAUGAUCGAAGCGACCUCCGUCUCCCCCGAAGGCCGGAUCACCCCGCAAGACGUCGGUCUCUGGAAGGACUCCCAGAUCGCGCCCAUGAAGCGCGUCAUCGACUUUGUGCACUCGCAGGGGCAGAAGAUCGGUGUGCAGAUUGCGCACGCGGGACGCAAGGCUUCCACCAUUGCGCCGUGGGCUAUGAACCUCGGUGUUGUUGCUACCGAGAAGGUCGGCGGGUGGCCCAACAAGGUGAUCGGUCCGAGCAAUGUGACUUUCCACGAGAGUUUCCCGACGCCGCGCGCGAUGAGCAAGGAGGAUAUCGAGGUGUUCAAGGGGCAGUGGCGCGAUGCGGUGAAGAGGGCGAUUGCCGCGGGUGCGGAUUUCAUUGAGAUUCAUAAUGCGCACGGAUACCUUCUGUCCUCGUUCUUGUCGCCAUCGGCGAACACCCGGACUGACGAAUAUGGUGGUUCGUUCGAGAACCGCAUCCGUCUCUCCCUGGAGAUUGCGCAGAUCACCCGCGACGCCGUUGGUGACAAUGUCCCCGUCUUCCUGCGCGUUUCAGCCACGGAUUGGAUCGAGGAGACGCUGCCCGCCGAGUCAUGGCGGUUGGAGGACAGUGUGCGCUUCGCCGAGGCGCUUGCUGCGCAGGGCGCUGUAGAUCUGAUUGAUGUUUCCUCUGGUGGUGUUCACGCUGCACAGAAGGUCAAGUCUGGUCCCGCCUUCCAGGCACCCUUCGCCGUGGCGAUCAAGAAGGCUGUUGGGGACAAGUUGCUCGUUGCUACCGUGGGUACGAUCACGAACGGCAAGCAGGCGAACCGGUUGCUCGAGGAAGACGGGUUGGAUGUCGCGCUUGUGGGACGUGGGUUCCAGAAGGACCCUGGGUUGGCGUGGACUUUUGCGCAGCAUUUGGAUGUGGAGAUUGCGAUGGCCAGUCAGAUUCGCUGGGGAUUUACAAGACGCGGUGGUACGCCUUAUAUCGAUCCCAGUGCGUACAAGGCGUCGAUUUUUGAAUAA
Molecule: messenger RNA, 1269 nt
Organism: Aspergillus calidoustus
Lineage: Eukaryota; Fungi; Ascomycota; Eurotiomycetes; Eurotiales; Aspergillaceae
Source: the annotation of a GenBank genome assembly